CUUCCCUCCUGUUUAUCGCCCCCUAAAUGUUUUUCCCGUGAUGCUCCGCGUGGUCGAGCAGCAAGAUGGCGGACGCUCUGGAUGAAUUUAAGAAAGAAACUGGAUGCGUCCCGAUCCUCCAUCCCGAGGAAAUUAAACCCCAGAGUCACUAUAACCAUGACUACAGCGAGAGCGUCAGCCGCAAGAGCCACGUGGACGACUACAGCACUUGGGACAUCGUCAAAGCCACCCAGUAUGGGAUAUUCGAGCGAUGUCGUGAGCUGGUGGAGGCUGGAUAUGACGUACGUCAGCCGGAUAAAGAAAAUGUCACACUCCUGCACUGGGCGGCAAUCAACAACCGCAUAGACCUGGUCAAGUACUACAUAUCUAAAGGUGCCAUAGUCGACCAGCUGGGAGGAGAUCUCAACUCUACACCGCUGCACUGGGCUACAAGACAGGGCCAUCUCUCCAUGGUGGUGCAGUUAAUGAAAUACGGUGCUGAUCCGUCUCUCAUCGAUGGUGAGGGAUGCAGUUGUGUGCAUCUUGCCACUCAGUUCGGACACACCUCAAUUGUGGCGUAUCUCAUUGCCAAGGGCCAGGAUGUGGAUAUGAUGGAUCAGAAUGGCAUGACCCCUUUGAUGUGGGCGGCUUAUCGGAUGCAUAGCGUUGACCCGACACGGCUGUUGCUGACGUUUAACGUGUCAGUGAAUCUGGGUGAUAAAUACCAUAAGAACACGGCUCUGCACUGGGCGGUUCUGGCCGGAAACACUACAGUCAUCAGCCUGCUGUUGGAGGCUAACGCUAAUGUCGACGCACAAAACAUCAAGGGGGAGACGCCGCUGGAUUUGGCCAAACAGAGGAAAAAUGUGUGGAUGAUAAAUCAUCUGCAGGAGGCCAGACAGGCCAAAGGUUACGACAGCCCCUCGUACCUCAAACGGCUCAAAAUGGACAAGGAGUUCAGGCAGAAGGUGAUGUUGGGAACUCCGUUCCUGGUGAUUUGGCUGGUGGGAUUCAUCGCCGAUCUGGACAUUGACUCCUGGCUCAUCAAGGGUGUGAUGUAUGCAGCGGUGUGGCUCGUCGUGCAGUUUCUGUCCAAGUCUUUCUUUGAUCACUCCAUGCAUAGCGCUCUUCCUCUGGGCAUCUAUCUGGCCACUAAGUUUUGGAUGUACAUCACCUGGUUUUAUUGGUUCUGGAACGAUCUCCCAUUCGUCACCAUCCACCUGCCCUUCCUGCUCAACAGUCUGGCUCUCUUCUACAACUUCGGCAAGUCUUGGAAGUCCGACCCUGGUAUCAUCAAAGCGUCCGAGGAGCAGAAGAAAAAGACUAUAGUUGAAUUGGCAGAAACAGGCUGUCUCGAUCUCAGCAUAUUCUGCAGCACCUGUUUGAUACGCAAGCCAAUCAGAUCGAAACACUGCGCCGUUUGCAAUCGAUGCAUCGCCAAAUUUGAUCACCACUGCCCGUGGGUCGGCAACUGCGUAGGAAGUGGAAACCACCGUUACUUUAUGGGCUACUUGUUCUUCCUGUUGUGUAUGAUCUGUUGGAUGAUAUACGGAUGCAUUUGCUACUGGAGGAUUCACUGUGCUACCAGCUACACUAAAGAUGGCUUUUGGAUCUACAUCACACAGAUCGCCACCUGCUCGCCGUGGAUGUUCUGGAUGUUCCUCAACAGUGUGUUUCACUUCAUGUGGGUCGCUGUGCUCAUCAUGUGCCAGCUCUACCAGAUCGCUGUUCUGGGCAUCACUACAAACGAGCGCAUGAACGCCAGAAGAUAUAAGCACUUUAAAGUUACAGCCACAUCCAUCGAGAGCCCUUUCAAUCACGGCUGUAUGAGGAACCUCAUAGAUUUCUUCGAGCUGCGCUGCUGCGGUUUGCUGCGGCCCGUGGUGGUAGACUGGACCUCGCAGUACACAAUAGAGUACGACCAGACGUCCGGCUCAGGAUACCAGCUGGUGUAGCGUGGCGAAGGAGCGACAGAGCGUGAGAGAAGACGGAGCGAGAGGGAGAAGAGGGGAGAGGUUUUCCUGAAGUGCUGCUCAACCGGGACCAUCUCCUUCACCGAGACUGCAAACCUCACCCAGUCAGGAUAACGCAUGCUGUCAUUGGUUACCGUCACCGACUCCACCCGCCCACUGCACCCCGAGACGCAGGGACACGAGGAACAGGAAGAGGAGGAGUUUAAACACAUCAGCGGCGGAUUGAUUGCUCAGCAGAGACGUUCGUGGUUUGUUUCGCACAUCGACCGCUUUUGGUUGCGUUCAUUUUACUUUGGUUUUCUUCCUGUGACCCCUUUUUUGUUGCUUUUAAAAAGAUAUCGGAUCUUCGUUGUGCGCAAGUCCCGGUUUAACCUGGAACUUUGUGUAGGAAUGACAAUUAGCAUAGCAAAAGCAUCAGCCGCUGAGGCGUUUGUGGUUUUAAGGAAUCGUUCUGGCCAAAAUUAGACUUUUAUUAUUAUUUAUUCAUCCUCGUGUCGCAUCAAACCCGAAUGACUGACUUUCUUGCGUUGAACUCAAAAAGAGAUAUUUAGUAGAAUGUUCCAGCUGCUCUUUUCCAUGCAUUUUUUUUUUAUUUCUAUGCAGAAAGUAAUACGCAUACGUGUUUAUUAAUACGACAUAAUGAUUUGUAAAUAACAGAACGUUUCAUUUUUUGGCGAACGAUUCCUUUAAGCUGUCUCGAUUCGUCUGAUCGCGAAUCAGAUCAAAAACAGGCAUCAUAUAGACACACAUUCAUAUGACUAGAGCGAUGCCCUGUUUAAAAUAAUGUGACUUAACAUAUUUAUUUUAACCUAUUUAUGUAGUAUUUUUCAAAGAGUAACUAUGGUAUCAUGAGGUAAUUUUACAUGUCUUCAUUUCAGCAUAUAUGUACAUUUGCAGCAUGUUUAAUAGUUUAGGUGGGGUGGAUCCUACAAAACGUGUCAAGAUGAUGAAGCUAGGUCAUAUUUCACCCCAAAAUCAAAAGAAAACAAUAUUUGCAUUGCAUUGCAUUAUUGUUUUCACAUUUUCCCCAUAAUUCUCAUUACCAUAAUGCACAAAAACCUCAUCAUCACUGUAUUUAAAUAUUGUAGUAUUUAUUUUAUACUGCAUUUAAAUUAUGCUUUUAUUUAAUGAUUGUAUUACAGCCUUUGUUUACUGUAAAAUAAAAUAAAAAAUACUGUAUUGCAAUGAGAAUUACAACAAAAACGGCUAAACGCAUUAUGGUAAUGAGCACUGGAAAAGAAAUGUGCUAAAUUAUAUAUAUAUAUAUAUAUAUAUAUAUAUAUAUAUAACAUUAAAUAAUUACAAAAUACAUUUUAAAAUAUUUUUCUUUAUUUUAGAACAUUUAAUGUUAUAUAUACGUAUAUGUAUGUUUGUGUAUAUAUAUAUAUAUAUAUAUAUAUAUAUAUAUAUAAUGUAUUUGAAAACUUAUUUUAUAAUUAUUUAAUGUUAUAUAUCUAAAUAUAAUGAAAUAAUUAUAAAAUAAAGAAAAAUAUAUAUUUAUUUAUUUUACAAUUAUUUCAUUUUAAUUACAUAUAUAAUGAAAUAAUUAUAAAAUACAUUAAAAUAUACAUAUAUAAUUACAUAAUUACAAAAUAAAAUUUUAUAUAUAUAAUUUUAUUAAUUAAUUAAUAAAUAUACUUUUUUUUUUUUUUUUUUUUUUUUUUUUUAGAUUUUAGGUUGAAAUACAACCUGGACACGUUCUUGGCACGUUUAAGAGAUUAAUCCAGGUGCCCUCUGAAUUUACAAGAAAUAACACGCUCGUAUGUGAACCUCUAUAUUUAUUAUGUAUGUGUAGUUUUAGAAAGCGUAUACAUUUAAAGUUGAAAUGCUGUUGAAAAGCCAUUAAGUGGACCUGAUAGCUGUAUGAACUUAAAGGAAGAUGCCGUUUAACACGCCAGAGGGGCUCCUUCCGUCUUUGACCUUUUUUUUGUUUUGUUUUGUUUUUGUGGCAGCGACAUUAUUCGUCUGCCUACAAUGCACUGAUGUCUUUUCGUUUCGUUCGUCGUUACUGAAGAAACAAGCUCGUUUCCCCAGCGUCGCCGUGGGAUCUUCAUGUUUACGUAAGAAGAGGAAGCUCCUCCCCCUUUUGCUCUCCUCCAUUUCCUCUUCCUGUUGGUGCGGCGGAUGACAGGAUGAACUGAUGUAAAGAAUGUGCAUCUGUACAUAAACGAACUAGAUUCAUUAUUCUGUGAGUGACUUUCGUUCAGUUUUUUUUUAUUAUUAUUAUUUUCGUCUGUGUUAGGUGAAGCUGCUCCUGAUUUUUUUUAUCUUACCAAAAAGCGAAAACGAUGACAAAAAAAAAAAAUCCACUAUUAUCCAAGUGUAUGACUGUAGCUUUUAGUGGCGUCUGGCACUGCUG
Labeo rohita (rohu) is the source of this 4311-nucleotide messenger RNA. It is a transcript of the gene zdhhc17, whose product is annotated as zinc finger DHHC-type palmitoyltransferase 17. Gene Ontology annotation, cellular component: Golgi membrane. Lineage: Eukaryota; Metazoa; Chordata; Actinopteri; Cypriniformes; Cyprinidae. Gene Ontology annotation, biological process: protein palmitoylation. Bases 66 to 1934 code for a protein of 622 amino acids. The transcript has 17 exons. The record is from RefSeq and is a predicted model, not a curated record. Gene Ontology annotation, molecular function: protein binding; palmitoyltransferase activity.